AAUCGAACACCGACUUCAGCGCGGCGAAGUCUUCUGGGUGUUUCCAUGGUGACAUCAGCAGGCUAACCAGAACUGACUGACACGUACUGGUUUGUUAACAAACUGUAGCAGCUCCCCAGGAAAGCUCCCCAACUGCUCUGAACGUACUACCAGGUGACAUCGCUGGAUCAAAACAACCUUUAGAUCCUGCAUACCUGAUCUCAUCAUGAACGUGUUUGACCGCAACAUCAACAUUGAUGCACUCUUCAGGUUCUCCCAAAUCUCUCACUCAACCCAGGUGCACCUAAAGAAUGUGUACUCCAGCUUGGCUGUUUGUAUGUUUGUGGCAGCCGCGGGCUCAUAUGUUCACGUUGUCACACGUCUCUUGCAGGGCGGAUUCCUCUCUGUGCUCGGCUCCCUGGCAAUGAUGUUCUGGCUCGCCAUGACACCUCACAGCCCUGAAACAGAGAAGAAGAGACUGGGAAUCCUCGCUGCAUUUGCCUUCCUCACAGGUGUCGGCCUUGGCCCCACACUGGACUUUGUCAUUGCUAUCAAUCCAAGCAUCAUCGUGACGGCCUUCUUGGGAACCUCAGUGAUUUUCAUCUGCUUCACUCUCAGUGCUCUCUAUGCAAAACGCAGAAGUUACCUGUUCCUGGGAGGCACACUGAUGUCUGGCCUUUCCAUCCUCUUCCUGAUGUCUCUGAUGAACCUCUUCUUCGGAUCUGUCAUGUUGUUCAAGGCCCACUUGUACCUCGGGCUGCUCGUCAUGUGCGGCUUUGUCCUCUUCGACACUCAGCUCAUCAUUGAGAAAGCAGAGAAUGGAGAUAAGGACUACGUGUGGCACUGUGUGGACCUGUUCCUGGAUUUCAUCACAAUCUUCAGAAAACUGAUGAUCAUCUUGGCCAUGAAUGAUAAGGACAAGAAGAAGGAAAAGAAGUAAAAGUGGAUGGAGUAGCAGUAGAAAUAAAAUCAGAAAAGGCACAAUUUGCUAUGCACUUGGUGCUUUUUUACUCUCUCCUUUUCUCAAUCUAAACUCUUAUGUGGUCUUAUGUUUUAAUUUUUAGGGGGGGGGGUUUCUUUGACUUUUUUUUGAAAAAUAACCAGGGUUGAUUGUACAAAUGUGAUACUUUGGUUGGUAGUUCCACCCUGGCUGUGAAUGGAAAAACAACACUGCAGUGAUCCAGCUUGGCCUGUAGAGGGGAGCGUUGCUUAACAAACACCCUGAAGCUGAGCAGCGCUUGAUCAAGUUUCUAUUACUGUUAUUUAGUGCCAUAAAUUAACACGGAUUCAUUUUAAAAGCUCAUUUAAGCUAUGGAAGCUGAAUACAGUUUAAUUUGUUUGAUUGCUUAUUUAUAGUUAUUCCUCAGUUCACUGUAGUGAAAUAUAAGAUUAGUGCUCCAUGAAUUAAAGAAAAAGUCUUAGUUUUUUGUUUAGUUAAAUCAAAUGUCUGUUUUUGUGUUUAGAAAUGUUCAUACAAAAGACGCAACAUUACAUUAAACCCAACUAGAUGGACAUACAGUCUCUGGAUGGACGGGUUUAUGAAUUUAGACAUGUUGGGAGACUGUGCCAUCUGUCCCAUUUUCUUAAUUCUUUCCCAGCUUGUAUAACAGGUCGGUUUUCUGGAACCGGCCUCUUGUAAAACUUCCCUAUAAUCUGCUGUU
Molecule: messenger RNA, 1640 nt
Organism: Cyprinodon tularosa
Lineage: Eukaryota; Metazoa; Chordata; Actinopteri; Cyprinodontiformes; Cyprinodontidae
Gene: tmbim6
Product: testis enhanced gene transcript (BAX inhibitor 1)
Exons: 10
Coding region: 206-919 (237 amino acids)
Biological process (GO): negative regulation of endoribonuclease activity; cellular response to unfolded protein; negative regulation of apoptotic signaling pathway
Cellular component (GO): mitochondrial membrane
Molecular function (GO): enzyme binding
Source: RefSeq, a predicted model, not a curated record